UUAUUGAUCGAUUAUUCGAGGCUGUCAAAAGUGAUGAAAUCCUAAACAAAAACACGCGUGAUUCAAAAAUUUUGUGAAAUUCUUAAGUUAUUUCAUUAGUUUUCCGUGAAUUUGUGCAAAAAUCUUAAACAGUUAUCGACCAUGACGAAGAAGAAACCGCUGGGAGCCGGCCUUAGUCGGGACGAGCGAAUGUUGAUCGUCGUCAGCGAAAUCAUCCAGGAACUCCUGAAAGCCCACCACGAAGGCAAGGACGUUAACUUGAACCGGCUGAAAACACGGCUAGCCUCCAACUAUGGCCUCCCGAGCGCUCCCCGUCUGGUGGACAUAAUUGCCGCCGUGCCGCACGAAGCGAAACCGAUUCUGCUGCCUAAGUUGAAGGCCAAGCCGAUCCGGACCGCGAGUGGAAUCGCCGUCGUGGCGGUCAUGUGCAAGCCGCACCGUUGUCCGCACAUCAACAUGACGGGCAACAUUUGCGUGUACUGUCCGGGCGGGCCGGAUUCCGAUUUCGAGUACUCGACGCAGAGUUACACCGGUUACGAACCGACGUCGAUGCGCGCGAUCCGGGCCCGGUACGAUCCGUUUCUGCAGACGCGCCACCGGGUGGAACAGCUGAAGCAGCUGGGGCAUUCGGUCGAUAAGGUUGAGUUUAUCGUGAUGGGCGGGACGUUUAUGUGCCUGCCGGAGGAUUAUCGGGACUAUUUUAUUCGGAAUUUGCACGACGCGUUGUCGGGACACACGAGCUCGAGCGUGGAGGAGGCGGUUCGGUAUUCGGAAAAGUCGCACACCAAGUGCAUCGGGAUAACGAUUGAGACGCGGCCGGAUUAUUGUUUGAAUCGCCACUUGUCGGAUUUGUUGGCUUACGGAUGUACGCGGCUGGAGAUUGGCGUUCAGUCGGUUUACGAGGACGUGGCGCGGGACACGAACCGUGGCCACACGGUGAAGGCGACGUGUGAGAGCUUCCAGAUGAGUAAGGACGCCGGAUUUAAGGUGGUGUCGCACAUGAUGCCGGACUUGCCGAAUGUGGACAUUGAGCGAGAUGUUGAGCAGUUUAUCGAGUUCUUCGAGAAUCCGGACUUUCGCGCCGACGGGUUGAAGAUCUAUCCGACGUUGGUCAUUCGUGGAACUGGGCUGUACGAGCUGUGGAAAACCGGACGGUACAAGAGCUACCCGCCGUCGACGUUGGUGGAUUUGGUGGCGAAGAUCUUGGCGUUGGUUCCGCCGUGGACACGCGUCUAUCGCGUCCAGCGUGACAUCCCGAUGCCGUUGGUCAGUUCCGGCGUGGAACACGGCAACCUGCGCGAGCUGGCCCUCGCCCGUAUGAAGGACCUUGGCGCGGAUUGUCGAGACGUGCGAACCCGCGAGGUCGGCAUCCAAGAGAUCCACAACAAGGUCCGUCCGUACGAAAUCGAGCUAAUUCGGCGGGAUUACGUGGCGAACGGCGGCUGGGAGACGUUCCUCUCGUACGAAGAUCCCAAGCAGGACAUUUUGGUCGGGUUGCUGCGACUGCGCAAGUGCUCGCCAGCCACGUUCCGGCCCGAGCUGGUGGACAACUGUUCGAUCGUGCGAGAGUUGCACGUGUACGGGUCGGUUGUGCCGGUGAACGCGCGCGAUCCGACCAAGUUCCAGCAUCAGGGCUUUGGGAUGCUGCUGAUGGAGGAGGCGGAGCGGAUUGCGAGGGAGGAGCACGGGAGCAGGAAGCUGGCGGUCAUUUCCGGCGUUGGAACGAGGAAUUACUAUCGGAAGAUGGGGUACGAGCUGGAUGGGCCGUACAUGUCGAAGGAGUUGUAGGAAGGUAUGUUGAAACAAGUGUUUAUCUUUAUUAAACUGUGAAUUUUGCUAGCUCACAA
This is a messenger RNA of Culex quinquefasciatus (southern house mosquito), 1847 nucleotides long. RefSeq names its product elongator complex protein 3 (gene Elp3). NCBI's taxonomy places the organism in Eukaryota, Metazoa, Arthropoda, Insecta, Diptera, Culicidae. The transcript has 2 exons. The record is from RefSeq and is a predicted model, not a curated record. Bases 142 to 1788 code for a protein of 548 amino acids. Gene Ontology annotation, biological process: tRNA wobble base 5-methoxycarbonylmethyl-2-thiouridinylation. Gene Ontology annotation, cellular component: nucleus; cytoplasm; elongator holoenzyme complex. Gene Ontology annotation, molecular function: acyltransferase activity, transferring groups other than amino-acyl groups; iron-sulfur cluster binding.